Leguminivora glycinivorella is the source of this 1372-nucleotide messenger RNA. RefSeq lists its product as uncharacterized. NCBI's taxonomy places the organism in Eukaryota, Metazoa, Arthropoda, Insecta, Lepidoptera, Tortricidae. Bases 165 to 527 code for a protein of 120 amino acids. The record is from RefSeq and is a predicted model, not a curated record. The transcript is spliced from 3 exons.
UAUGGACGAGAACUGGAUCAGCCAGUCUUGUAUUUUCUGUCUGAUGCGCAGUGCAGUAUCUUAAUUUGUUUAACAAUUAGUGCUAUUAAUAGAUAACUAAUAAGUUAUUAACUGGUAAAAAUUCUGUGACGUGCAGUGAAAGAUAAUCAGUGUUAAAGAACAAAAUGAUGUCCAAAAUUACUAUCCUUGCCAUGCUGGUAGUAGCUUGCGCAGCUCAGAGGUCGUUCUACGGCAGACGGCCGAUAGGCUACCCGGUUCUCGAGCAACCCAGCACUGAGAGCAAUGCUCUCGGCGACAGAUUCGGUACCGGCGAAACCACAACCACCCAACGGUUACCAAUAGAAGCGUUGGGCGACCAAGCGCUGGUCGACCAGCUGAGCAAGCUGCCACAAGACAAGCAACCAUUUUGGUUACUCAACUGGCGGGCUCUGGAGCAACACCGCCAGCAACAUCCGACAUUCCAGCAUGGACAGAGCAAUUUCAUCAAUGGACAAUCCUUUUUUAAUCCGCAGAAUCUGCAAUCUUAACUUCAAAUAGAUUUAUUUUAGGGAUUAUGUUGGUAGUUUAAGACACAUAUUACAGAAAAAAAACAUGAGUCUUCCAAAAACGAUAGUACAGUUGUUUAGUUGACCAGCUGAGCAAGCUGCCAAAAGACAAGCAACCAUUCUGGUUGCUCAACUGGCGGGCUCUGGAGCACCAUCGCCAGCAACAUCCAACCUUCCAGCACUCACAGAGCAAUUUCAUCAAUGAACAAACCUUUUUUAAUCCGCAGAAUCAGCAAUCUUAACUUCAAGUACGUUUAUUUUAGGGAUUAUGUUGAUAGCUUAAGAAAAGAUUACAGAAAAAAUAUGAGUCUUCAAAAACGAUAGUACAGUUUUUUGGUUGACCAGCUGAGCAAGCUGCCAGAAGACAACCAUUGUGGUUGAUCAACUGGCGUGCAUUAGAGCAACAUCCGAUCUUCCAGCACUUACAGAGCAAUUUCAUCAAUGGAUAAACCUUUUUUAAUCCGCAGAAUCAGCAACCUUAAUAAAAAAAGACUGAUCAUAGAGAUUAUGUUGAUAAUUUAAGACAUACACACACAGAUUAGGUAGUUUAUACCUAUAUGUAAAAUUUAGUAAUACGAAUUAAGAACAAUCAUUUUAAGUACAUGAUAAUUCUGAGCAAACUUCCCGAAGAAAAUAAUUCAAAUUUCAAAAUUAUAUACAGUGUAACAACAAUAACGACAGUGUAACGACAAGACUUAUAAAUUAUGUUUGUAUUUUAUUCAAAAUUAAGCAUUGUAACUAGUGAGACUUUUAAUUAUAAGGAUUAUGUAUGUAAACUAUGUAAUGAUAAACAAUUUUAGCCCAAUUAAAUUGUUUGUUUUCAUGAA